CUCUCUCUCUCUCCCUCCAUCUCACACACACACACACACACUCUCACUCCCUCACAUGUUCGCGCACCCUCUCCAUCUCCUCCUCCUCCGUGUCUCCUCGGCCGGCUCGCCGUUGCACGGGAGGAGAUUUCCACUCCGGCCACUUGAUUUAUUAGGCGUCGCUGGAAUGAGCUGAUUUGAAAAGAAAAAAAGAAGAAAUAAAAAAAAAAGGAGGGCAAGUGUUUCCUGUGCAUGUGUGCAAGAGGUCUGGAGACAGAGCGGAGACGUCUCUCUUCGUCUCACGCUUCGCUGUGGACCAGGAGGCAGCGCGAGGGGAGAGGAGAGGGAAGAGAGGAAGAAGAAGAAGAGGUGGAGGAGGAGGAAGAAGAAGAAGAAGGGACGCACAUCUGGGUGGAAGGAGAUUUUGGUGUCAUUUGUUCUGACAUGGCCAUCGCGUAGGAAUCUGGUGCCACGGCAACCGUCAGCUUGGAGACGAGGUAUCCAAGGAUAAGGAGAUAGAGAGUCGGGCCGGUUCCACGGGACGUUAAAGGCAACUGGGAGAAGGAUGGCAGCGGAGGAGAAGUCGGGCGUGAAGAGCAGCAGCUCCAUCGUUCCCUGCUUCCUGUUUGUGGAGCUGGUGAUCAUGGCUGGGACGGUGCUGCUGGCUUACUACUUUGAAUACACGGACACCUUCCCCGUGCACAUCCAGGGCUUCUUCUGCUACGACAAGACCUUCUCCAAGCCCUACCCGGGUCCCGACGAAGCCAGCAAGAUCCCCCCGGUGCUCAUCUACUCGCUCGUCACGGCCGUCCCCACGCUCACGAUUCUCGUUGGAGAGUUGUGUGCCUUCUUCACCAAGGCAGAGGGAACCCAAGAGAAAACCAUUGUCACUGCAGACUGCUGCUACUUCAACCCCCUGCUGAGACGCAUAAUACGCUUCCUAGGGGUCUAUGCCUUUGGCCUGUUCACCACCAGCAUUUUCGCCAACGCCGGGCAGGUGGUGACAGGAAACCAGACGCCUCACUUCCUGUCGGCCUGUCGACCCAACUACACCGCGCUGGGCUGCCAGUCCACCAUGCAGUACAUCACAGAGCGCCGCGCCUGUACGGGCAACCCGCUGAUCGUCAUGUCCGCUCGCAAAUCCUUCCCGUCGAAGGACGCAGCGCUCAGCGUCUACUCUGCGGUGUACACAGUGAUGUACGUGACACUGGUGUUUAGGACCAAAGGCACGCGGCUCACCAAGCCCACCAUCAGCCUCACCUUGCUCUGCCUGGCCAUGCUGGUCGGCGUGAUCAGGGUGGCCGAGUACCGCAACCACUGGUCCGACGUCCUGGCUGGAUUCUUCACCGGGGGAGCCAUCGCCGUGUUUUUGGUGGCUUGUGUGAUAAACAACUUCCAGCAGCUGCAGCCCACUCCUCCUCCACCGCGACCCCAGCGCCCCGAGUCGGUCCUGGGCAUGCCGAUGGUGACGCUGCCCUGUGUGGAGAGUCCACUCGAAAAGUUAAGUGGCCCUCAGCAUCCUGCACUCACCUCCUCCUCCCCACCUUACAACGCCUACGUCCAACCAUUCUAACCGACUCUGACCCCCCCCCUCCCCUCCCGCCAUCGCCACUUCCCCCGCCUAUCUCCGUAAACUAUUUCUGUUUUCCGUUCCCCCCACCUCAUUCCUUGCAUUGCUCUUGAUUAUUCUUUUCUUCACUUUUCUCUCUGCUCCGCCCCCCCUUCCCCUUUUUUUCCCCCCGUCCUCUCUUUCUCUUCCUUCUUCUUCUUCUCCUCCUCCUCUCUUUUCUCACUCCUCUCUUCCCCCUGCAGACUCCGCGCGGAUCUCCGUUCACCGACAUCACAUGACCAUCAGCCCUAUCGGUUCCCCGCCACCCCCGAUGUCCUCAUACCGUCUCGCUCCAUUUCCAGCGAAGUCUAGACCAGCCGGAGCAGCACUCGCCGCACUGCGCCGCCCAUCCGGCCGGGCGGUACGCAACGCUGCACCGCUCCUAUUCCACGCAGGUCUAGGCCUCACUUAAUAUAUUAAGCACACACACACACAAAAAAAAACCCUUUUGCCCUCUCAACCCCUGGGGAACCGAUAGGCUUUAAAGACUUUCUCUUUGCUGGACGUCCAGUAAAGCAAAACUCUGAACACUACAGUACAGUCAGGUACUUCUAUUAACUAUUUUUUUUUUUUUUUUGUAUGAACUUCAGUGGUGUGCUGCGUACGGAGAAACUGUGACCACUGAGAAUGUCCACAGAUUUUGUUUUCUUUAUUUAUUUUUUCUGCAACUCAAUGAGGAAGGAGGCGCGUAACUUGCGUAAAUGUCCGGAGGUUGCCAUGUUGGACCAAAGAAGCCCGCGGAAGGAAACAAGCUGAGAUUUACCUUUAAGAAAGAGAGAAAGAAAGAAAGAAACACAUCCUUUUAGCAAGCCAUACACACCUAAACGCAUCUCAUGCACGCACAAUGUCACAAACUGUAGUCUUGAGUAGCGGCGCCCUAGUCGGCUCCGGAUGAUGUUUGCUCAGAUCAAAGGAUCCGUCUCAUAUCUCUCUGCAGAACUAAAGCAAACAGGAUGAAAGUGCAGACAUCUCCAGUUGGCUAGCUUCUUCUUCUUCUUCUUCUUCAUGUUUUUUUUUUUUUUUUUUUGCUUUUUCAAUUACUCUCAGAUGCCAAAAAUGUUUGCCAACGUGAAAUGAAACGCAGGAUGAGACAAAGCCCAGUUGCAGGUGGCACAACAGCGAGACGUCGCAUUCGGGAGCAAAUAUUAGUUUUUUGUUGCUUGUUUUUUUUUUUUUGUAUCUUUUGAGAUGAGGAGCCUUCAUACAAAACUCUCCAUGUGGUGCCAAUUGACUUUUUUGUGUCCUGUUUCGCUCAGUAUCUUUUUUGUAUUUUUUUUUUUGCUGCAAACUGGUGUAAUUAUUCCUCUCUGAGAUUUGAGAUGAACGGGUUUAUACGUUGAAAUGUACACGGCGUGGUUGCCGUGAGGACAGUUUUGCUGAUUUUGAUUUGCACACGCCUUUCAAUCCACGUUUUUUAUUAUCAUUAUUAUUAUUAUUAUUAUUAUUAUAUCCCUCUCCCCUUUUCCUCCUUCACAAUCGCACAAUUUUUAUUUCGCGAUGUUCUCUGUCGUAUCUUGGCUAUAAUACCGACACUGUGCUGUGAAAUGUUUCCCUCUGCUGGACGACGCAAACACACACACACGCACAGAACACACACGAGUAAAAUUUUUACAAAGCACAUAGUCAAACAUAUCAGAAGCACACACACCGUCACUCUUACAUCCCGUCACCUUCUUGUUACUCUACAUUCCUUCCCCUGAGCCACUUUCUAACACCGAAACUGUAUGAUAUUGUACAUAUUAUUUUGUAUUGAGAGUGUGAUUUUUACACAAGUGUCACCAACACUCACUGUAGAGACCUGGGGGGGACAAAAUCUUGUAUUUAUUAUGAGGAUGCUGAAUGACGCUGGAAAAAUUCUUUGCAUCAAACUACUGUAUCUGCCCACUGGACUGGAAAAGGUUUAUGAAUUUGAGGGGGUUUCAGUUACUCAUCUUAUCAUGAAUUGCAAGUUGUACAAUUUCCCUCCUGUUUUUUUUUCCUCUUCUGUUCUUGGUUUACUGACACAUUGGUAAUGCUAGCAUACGUCAAGCUAACCACCUGGAUGCUAAUACAGAGAUCAUCAGGUUUCCAUUUGUCGCUGUCCUGCUUCAUAGAUCCAUUUAGAGUUAGUCUCGAGCCAUAACGUGAAUAUAACUGUUAUUGUUAGCUAGCUUCAGCUGCUAGACAUUCCACCAUGUUCACCAGCUAGUUGCUAAAGUGGCUAAGUUAGCAUCUUGCCACAUUCACAAAUGCAAUCAGUCAGUACGUUUACAUGCACGUGAAAAAAAACUAAUUACUACAAUUUAUUACCUUAAUCUGACUUUAACUGGACAACUUAAACGCAUGUAAACACAUUCUCCUUAUCCAAUAAAGACACCCAGAUAAUGCGAUUGGAAAUUGAUUUUCUCUGGCAUGUAUACGGCUCAAUCAGACUUUAACUGGAAAGAAAGCCAGUCAAAGAAAAUGAAGGUAAACAGACAGGGCAGAAGAACCACCUGAGGGAUAGCGCCAUCUUGUCAGCACCAUAAGUAGCGCACACACUACGUUGAGAUUAAAAAGCUGAAUUAUUAUCUAUCUUGUUGUUGUUUGAAAUGUCGGUCUGCCGCACGAAUGACUCCGGCUGUUCAUCAUAUGACAUAUUAGGUCAACCAGAAAGGGGGCCACAUUAACCUGCUGACAAGACGCAUAUCGCCACCUAGUGUGGAGGAGGAGAACAAGUUCCCGUCAGUUAUUCAAUUUUCUCCAUUGCAUGUAAACUGGGACAAAGACCGCAUUCAGAAAGUCAAAUUUCGAUUAAGAUGUGCAUGUAAACGCACUGACUGAAACUUUGGCAAAAAUUUCAUGUUUUAACGUAGCAUCAAAAACCAAAAACAAUCACAGAAACCGUGUUACAAGGCUCCAAAACACCGGAAUGACUAAAGAGUCGAGUGGUAGCUCUUGGUUUCCUUGAUAUAAACAUUUGAAUUAGUGCAACUUUAAGAUAUUGGGAACUAAAACUGUUUGUUGGAAAAGAUUCUUUAUAAUGCUUGAGCUCACAAGAUUAGUUAAUUUUCUGUUUACCUAACAAUCUUCUAAAGCUACGCUCAAAAUGCAAGUUGCAUGGCACACUUAAAGAGAAAAAAAAGCACGUAAUGGUCCUUUCAUAUCCUCCUUCUACCAUUGACCAGUACAGUUUAAUUUGGCCGAGUCAGCUCUCAUAAAACUGUAAAUUUGCCGACGAGACGGGAGAAAUUUUUAUUCCCUUUCAUUCUAAAAACCCACACCAUAAAACAUUCAUCAUCUUUGGGGACUCCGUGAAUAUCCACAGCAUGAGUCAGUGCACUUUCUAUCAAGCCAUGUGCUUUAUGAAUACGAGGAAUAAUAUUACCCUUACAUGUUAAUCCGUUUGCUGUCAUCUCAGAUUUACUGAAUAUUUUUUUAGUUUACACCGUGUGAGCAGAAGAAAACCAUAAAAAGUGUGAAGUAUUGGUGGCUUUGAGAGAACCAGAGAUACCAACUGCACCACCGGCACAGAUGUGACGUUCUAACCUUUGACCUUUGCUGCAUGACGCCUCUUUGUUUCUUGUUUUUCCUCAUUUCUUUCCAGUCCAUACCAUCCUUCCGAUGAAGCAGAAAUGCCUUAACGCAAUCUUAACGUAAUAAAUUAAAGCAGCCUGUGAAUCUGAGUGCGAGUGCAGGCUUCUCAUUUGUGCAAAAAUCUCACUAACUCAGUCGGUGUUCGCGAGGAAUUCGCGGAUGAGAUACGAGCGAAUGAAAAAGGAGGGGGUUAAAAAAAUCCUACGUGAAGAGGCAGAUUCUCCUCUGGUUCAACUCCACAGCUUUACUUUCCUGUCAAGUCUUUAGAGACUCGCGUUUUAAAUCAAAGAACUAACACAGCGCGGUUGACUGACAUGUGAAUAAAAAGCACUGAAGGUCUCCUUCAGAUCUGCAGCUCUGAGGGAGGAACUCGUUUCCUUUCAUCCCGCUGCAGAAAACCCUCUGUUUUGUAAAGAUUUGUGUGAUGCGAACAAUAAAUGGAUAUUGCAAUAAGAAAA
Messenger RNA from Mugil cephalus (flathead mullet), 5601 nucleotides. It is a transcript of the gene plppr2a, whose product is annotated as phospholipid phosphatase related 2a. The transcript has 8 exons. The record is from RefSeq and is a predicted model, not a curated record. Gene Ontology annotation, molecular function: phosphatidate phosphatase activity. NCBI's taxonomy places the organism in Eukaryota, Metazoa, Chordata, Actinopteri, Mugiliformes, Mugilidae. Bases 545 to 1552 code for a protein of 335 amino acids. Gene Ontology annotation, biological process: phospholipid dephosphorylation; signal transduction; phospholipid metabolic process.